Drosophila eugracilis is the source of this 1046-nucleotide messenger RNA. Its product is annotated as protein TEX261. Gene Ontology annotation, cellular component: endoplasmic reticulum membrane; COPII-coated ER to Golgi transport vesicle; Golgi membrane. The transcript is spliced from 3 exons. Gene Ontology annotation, biological process: endoplasmic reticulum to Golgi vesicle-mediated transport. Gene Ontology annotation, molecular function: COPII receptor activity. The record is from RefSeq and is a predicted model, not a curated record. Bases 356 to 952 code for a protein of 198 amino acids. Lineage: Eukaryota; Metazoa; Arthropoda; Insecta; Diptera; Drosophilidae.
AAUCUGUUUGUUUUGAUUCUUUGAGCUCUUCAAGUAUUUGACAAAUUCAUAAAAUAUCAGUUGAAGUACACAUCACCGAUAGUGUCUUAUGCAAGAAAUAGGUUCCUUUAUUUUCUGAUACAAUGUAACACAUGAAGAUGGCCGUUAAUUAUAUUUCCAAGUAACGAAAAAAGCGCGCCCAAACUUAUCAUACAAUUCAGUAGGACCGCUCGGUAUUGUAUAGGCCAAAAUUCCAAACCAAUGGUGUGUUUUUUCACGCAAUAAGCCACAUUAAUCGUAUUGUUUUGUUUUGUCGGCCGAUUUUAUCCGUAUAUGUUUACGUAUAUACCGUUUAAUUUGGGCUAAAGUACACAUAAUGGCUUUUCUGUACAUACUGGGCUGGAUUUCCCUGGGCAUACAGAUCGUAUUCCUAACACUAUCCAUUGUGGCUGGGCUGUAUUAUCUGGCGGAAUUGGCAGAGGAGUACACAACUGCGGCAAGGAAGUGCAUCCUCUUCCUGAUCAGCUUUACGAUCUUCAUUUACAUCCUGCUGAUGCUCUUUGAGGACCUGCCGUGGAGCCUGAUAAUAUGUGGAUUUGUGGCUCAGGGCUUCCACUUGGGGAUCAUGGGAGGAUUUCCCUUCGUACGAAUGCUUUCACUUCCGCUCCUGGGAUCUUUGGCAAUGCUGGUUGUCAAUCACUUCCUGGCCUUCCAGUAUUUCACCACCGUUUAUGUGCCUUUUACGCAGGUGCUAGCAUACUUCACCAUCUGCAUGUGGAUCGUGCCCUUCGCCCUGUUUGUAUCACUAAGUGCAAAUGAUAGCGUCCUGCCCACCACCGUCAGCGACCAGAGCCGGCGCAGUCCGGAUGUGGUCAGCAAUUACUUUUCGCGGAACAAGAAGCAGGGCCUGCUAUCCCUUUUCCAGUAUUUGAAAGAGGCCCUGCUGCCUGGACGGACCAAGAAGGCCUUCUAGAUGUAUAUUGUUUAUUUAAUGUUUAUUUAUUUUUGUAGCCGAAAUCGAGACAAAAGUAUACUAAGCGUAUGUAAACUACGUUUAUGCAAUGACA